CUGUAAAACAAAAACAAUUGGCUGUGGUUGUGAUAGAUAUUUUUGUUGUACAACAAGCACGGUCCUCACUUUAUUAAUACGUUUUGUAUACAUAGAAGCGGUGUAUAUUUUUUUGCAUUAUCGCGGGUUGUUGUUGCGAAAUUUAUAAAGUUUGUUAAAUUUAAUAAAUUAAUUUAAAAACUAAUUGCAAAAAUGACUAGUGAAUCGGAUAUUGAUGCAAAUGAUGUCUUGCGUAUAAUGAUAUCGACUGAUAAUCAUUUGGGCUAUGGAGAAAAAGAUGCAGUGAGGGGUGAAGAUAGUUUUCUGGCAUUUGAAGAAAUGUUGGAAUUGGCUGUCCGUGAGGAUGUGGACUUUAUAUUGUUAGGGGGUGAUUUAUUCCAUGAUGCCGUGCCCAGUCAAAAUGCAUUGCACAAAUGCAUGAAAUUGUUGAGAAUGUAUACUUUUGGAGAUCGACCAAUUACGGUGGAGUUUUUAAGUGAUGGCAGUCAAAAUUUUCAUAAUGCCGUUAACGAAACGGUUAAUUAUGAAGACCCGAACUUAAAUAUUUCCAUACCUGUCUAUUCUAUACAUGGAAAUCAUGAUGAUCCAAGCGUUUUUGGUGGUCUUAGUUCUUUGGACUUGCUAUCGACCACUGGUUUGGUGAACUAUUUUGGCCGCUGGACGGACUUAACUAGAAUUGAUAUAGCUCCCAUUCUCUUAAAGAAGGGAGAUACUAAAUUAGCCCUCUAUGGUUUGAGCCAUAUACAAGAUAUGCGUUUGGCACGUCUUUUCGAAAGUCGUAAAGUCCAUAUGCAAGUUCCAGAGGGUGGAGAAGGUGAAUGGUUUCAUUUAAUGGUUUUGCAUCAGAAUCGUGCAGAUCGUGGCCCUAAAAACUAUUUGCCCGAAGAGGCCCUGCCAGACUUUCUUAAUUUAGUUAUCUGGGGCCAUGAACAUGACUGUCGCAUAGAGCCAGAGCACAAUGUUAAAAGGGAUUUCUAUGUUUGUCAGCCGGGUUCGACGGUCCCUACUUCUCUGGCCGAGGGAGAGUCUUUGCGCAAACAUGUAGCAGUUUUGGAAAUAUAUAAAGACAAAUUUCAAAUGAAACCCAUACCACUGCAAACAGUUCGUCCUUUUGUAUUUGAAUCUGUCAACAUUAUGGAUUUAGCCGAAGAACUGCGUUUAGAUGAGGGUGAUGCCUCCAACAAAGUACGUGCUAUGGCUGAAGAGAAAGUAGAGGUCAUGUUGGAAAGAGCUAAGCAAUUACUAACAGGGCAUCCAAAACAACCGACAUUGCCAUCAAUAAGAUUGCGAUUAGUAUUCACGGACGAGGACCAAAUGUUCAAUGGCAUACGUUUGGGUCAAAUGUUCAAUGAGCGUGUGGCUAAUCCGGGCGAUAUGAUACAUUUCAAAAAAAUGAUCAAGAAAGAGAAAAAGGAAAAAUCUAAUUUUGAUAAAGAGGAAAUGAAAAAUCAAUUUAAGAAAAUGGAAGGAGAAUCAGCUGCUCGCGUAGAGGACUUAGUGGAGCGUUAUUUUAAUGAGGUUGACGAUAGCAAGGCUCUCAAAGUACUAUCAACAAAAGCCUUAACUGAGAUCUGUCAUCAAUUGGUUGACCGUAAAGACAACAACGCUGCCGACAAUUUAAUAAGAUCAUACAAAGCAAAAGCUGUUGAAUAUUUAAUGGAUAAAAUGCCGGCCGAAGAUGAGUUGGAUGUUCAAUUGACACAAUUUAAAUUAAAUGUUACCUCUGAUGACAUUUUAGAAAUGUUAAGUACUACUCAUAUAAAUACUGCUACUAAGACGUCCAUCAGCAGUUUGGGCAAUUCCAACUACAACAAUGAUGAUGAUGAAAACUCAGACGAAGAAGAUGACGAAAUUCCCGUCAAACAGACUCGAUCCUCUGCUUCAGCUGCUGCUUCUAGAGGAAGUCGUGCUAGAGGCAGAGGUGGCAAAGCAACUACAACUAGCAAAACAACAACUUCAAAUAAUUCGAAUACAUCCCGUUCCCCAGCCGGACGAUCUAACAAACAUACCAUGCCAGCAUUAGAAACCUCAAGGGCAACUCGAUCAUCUCCACGUAAACAGGCAACAUUGUUCAAUAUGGUGGGAUCCAGAUCUAAACAGAAAAUUUAUGAAGUUUCUGAUUCCGAUUCUGAUUAAAGAUGUUUAUAUUUCAUACUUAUAAGAUAACUUUUUUUAUAUGAAAUAAAGAAAAGUAUUCCAGUGAGAUAUCUUUCAAAAAUGUUUAAA
Messenger RNA from Lucilia sericata (common green bottle fly), 2226 nucleotides. It is a transcript of the gene mre11, whose product is annotated as double-strand break repair protein MRE11. Gene Ontology annotation, biological process: mitotic G2 DNA damage checkpoint signaling; mitotic intra-S DNA damage checkpoint signaling; mitochondrial double-strand break repair via homologous recombination. The transcript is spliced from 6 exons. Gene Ontology annotation, molecular function: 3'-5'-DNA exonuclease activity; DNA endonuclease activity; manganese ion binding. NCBI's taxonomy places the organism in Eukaryota, Metazoa, Arthropoda, Insecta, Diptera, Calliphoridae. The coding region runs from base 193 to 2136 and encodes 647 amino acids. Gene Ontology annotation, cellular component: Mre11 complex; nucleus. The record is from RefSeq and is a predicted model, not a curated record.